GCGCGUUCGCGUCGCCUCAGGUUUGGAGAUGUCGGUGCCGUCUCCGCGCUCCGGGCGGCCGAGGGAAAAGUAUUUUGUCUCCUAAAAGGAAUCCAACUAAAAGGACAAAAUGUUUAGAUGAGCGCCCAUCCAUAAUCCAUCUCGGACAAUCAGCUGACCCUGAUUGGACUCCUUUACCUCUCGACGAGUCGCUGCCUGCAGCCGCUGUGGCAGCCAGAGUUGCCAUGGAGACGGUGGUGAUCGUGGCCAUUGGGGUGUUGGCCACCAUUUUCCUGGCCUCCUUCAUUGCCCUGGUGGUGGUUUGCAGGCACCGCUACUGCCACCCUCAUGACCUGCUGCACCAUUUCGACUCCAAACCCACAGUUGAUCUGAUCGGAGCCAUGGAGACUCAGAGCGAACCAUCAGAGCUGGAGCUGGACGAUGUGGUCAUCACAAACCCUCACAUCGAGGCUAUCCUGGAGAACGAGGACUGGAUAGAAGACGCCUCUGGUCUGGUCUCUCACUGCAUCUCCAUCCUAAAGAUCUGCCACACUUUGACUGAGAAGCUGGUUGCCAUGACGAUGGGCUCAGGGGCAAAGGUCAAAGCACCGGCCAGCCUGAGUGACAUUAUCACCGUGGCAAAACGCAUCAGCCCGAGGGUGGACGACGUGGUCAGAUCCAUGUACCCUCCUCUGGAUCCAAUCCUCCUGGACGCCAGGGCCACUGCUCUGCUCCUUUCAGUCAGCCACCUGGUUCUGGUCACCCGCAACGCCUGUCACAUGUCUGGCAGUAUGGACUGGAUCGACCAGUCGCUCCACGCAGCUGAAGAUCACAUGGUGGUUUUGCGUGAGGCAGCGCUGGCCUCUGAACCGGAACGAAGCAUACCUGGAGCUGAUGCACAGAGAGAGCAGGCCAUUUAGAGCAACCACAGACACUGACUCAAGCAAACAGCAGCAGACGAGCAUGAAAAUUUGUCGGGCUGCCUCUUUUCUGAAUUCUUAACAGGCACAUAUUCUGCCAGGCAGUGCUUUCCAAACUCAUCGUCCAGUCCAAAUUGAUCAGGACUUCUGACCAGUAAACAGGCUGUGCUGAUGGAUGCUUGGAUCAUUUUUUUAAUCAUAUUUGCAACAAUAGUGCUGGAGAGUACCUUGCAUCCACUACGGCUGCAUAGUAAUUGCUGUAAAGUAGAUGUUACACAUUCACAUAUAGAUGUUUUGUUUUUGUUUUGGGGUUUUUUUUAUUUUUUUUGCAUGUAACCCGGCAGCAGAUGGUUUUUAGAGGUGGUCUUUUAAGAAGCAAGCUGCCUGUAAGUGAAAGGCCUUUGGAAAUUUUUUUCUUGAGUGCGCCAUCACCCAGCGGUGCGCCUAAAUCCAAUCUCUCCAGCACUGCACAGUCACAUGGAGGCUUAGUCAGCUAAUCCAUUCUGAGGAAAA
Molecule: messenger RNA, 1412 nt
Organism: Toxotes jaculatrix (banded archerfish)
Lineage: Eukaryota; Metazoa; Chordata; Actinopteri; Toxotidae
Gene: tmem98
Product: transmembrane protein 98
Exons: 7
Coding region: 225-899 (224 amino acids)
Cellular component (GO): endoplasmic reticulum
Source: RefSeq, a predicted model, not a curated record